This is a messenger RNA of Chinchilla lanigera (long-tailed chinchilla), 823 nucleotides long. RefSeq names its product guanine nucleotide binding protein (G protein), gamma transducing activity polypeptide 2 (gene Gngt2). NCBI's taxonomy places the organism in Eukaryota, Metazoa, Chordata, Mammalia, Rodentia, Chinchillidae. Gene Ontology annotation, molecular function: G-protein beta-subunit binding. The coding region runs from base 300 to 509 and encodes 69 amino acids. Gene Ontology annotation, biological process: G protein-coupled receptor signaling pathway. The record is from RefSeq and is a predicted model, not a curated record. Gene Ontology annotation, cellular component: heterotrimeric G-protein complex. The transcript is spliced from 4 exons.
CAGAGGAGGAAGGGGGUGGCUGGCCAUGGGGGUGCAUUUUCCACUCAGGGAAGAGCAGAGGAAAGGGCGCGGGCUGCGCUUCCUUGGGAAGCACGGGCUGAGUCACCAAGGCUCGGAGGGCAGCAGGGUGCGCAGGAUAGUGAGGUCCAGCCUCCUGCCGGCUUAGACUGCAGGAAGCGCAGGCGGCCCCCUCAGAUCUCCCCGAGGAGCGGCUGCUCAGACUGCACCUCGGCUGCAUCCUGGGAGGUCACGGGGACCGCGGCCAGCGUGCUCGUCCCAGCAGGUGUCUCCAGGCCACCAUGGCCCAGGACCUCAGCGAAAAGGAGCUGCUGCGGAUGGAGGUGGAGCAGCUGAAGAGGGAGGUGACGACCCCGAGGGCCCCGAUCUCCAAGACGGGGAAGGAGAUCAAGGACUACGUGGAGGCCCAGGCAGGGAGUGACCCGCUGCUCAGAGGCGUCCCGGAGGACAGCAACCCCUUCAAGGAGAAGGGCGGCUGCAGGCUGAGCUGAUGCCGCGGGCUGCGUCCUGCUCCGGGCCAACGUCCUGGGGUGCCGGGACCCAGCGCCCAUGGCUCUCAGAGGCACAGCAGGAGUCAAAGGGCUGCAGAGCGCAGUGAGAGUCUUCUCGACGGGGCCACGGCCCAGUCUUCCUUCCUUCCCACCUGUGCGCCCACAGGCACCCACCCAGGGACGCCCCAGGAGAGUCUGUGGCUGAGCACACCACGGCAGCAGGGGAUGAAGAGCCCACAAAGCUGGGCCUGGUGGUGCUCACCUGUAAUGCCCGCUUUCUCUGGGAGGCUGAGGCAGGAAGAUCUCAAGUCUUA